Aspergillus ochraceoroseus IBT 24754 is the source of this 2229-nucleotide messenger RNA. RefSeq lists its product as uncharacterized. The transcript has 2 exons. Lineage: Eukaryota; Fungi; Ascomycota; Eurotiomycetes; Eurotiales; Aspergillaceae. The record is from RefSeq and is a predicted model, not a curated record. Bases 1 to 2229 code for a protein of 742 amino acids.
AUGUCAGAUAUCGAUUAUAAAGCGUUGUUUCUCCAAGCUCAAGAGGAUCGGAGGAAAGCAGAGGAAGAAAAGAGGGAAGAGAAGUUACUAAGAGAGCAGGCAGAAAAGGAUAGGAGGGAGGAGAAGUUAUUAAGAGAGCAGGCAGAAGAGGAUAGGAGGCAGGAAAAGUUACUGAGAGAGCAGGCAGAAGCACUGAGAGAGCAGGCAGAAGCACUGAGAGAGCAGACAGAGGCACUGAGAGAGCAGUCGGAAGCACUGAGAGAGCAGUCGGAAGCACGAAAUCGUCGCACCACGUUCGCAGAGUUUAUACAAUCCGGUCAUGACCUUCUUUCGCGACCCUUGAGAGCUGGAGAUCCCGCCCGCUCAACUACUGGCAACAUCCCACAACCCACCGGCAAGCAUUGCCCGCUACGACUGGAACCCUGGACGGAUUGUGCUACAAGGCAGCAAGAAAUUUACAACUCAGUCUGGCACUAUCUACAACCGCGGGACAGAGACCCGCCCCGAUUAUUUCCCCCCCACCUGGUCCUGGAAGAACAUGGUCGGCGUUUCGCAAACCGACCUAUCACGAGUGAAAAGGACCUGGAGAGUUAUGAGCGCCUUGCUGUGGAAAACCAUGUAGUCGAUAUUAUUUCAGCACUAUGCAAGAUACCGAGCGCCCGCGAGGAGUUUUGCCUGGGGGAUGGAAUGUGGUUUGAAAACCACGCUAAUACCCUCGAAGAGAAUCCGCCCGAGAACCAGCAACGAGCAGAUUCCUCAUCUACCAAUCGACCCUCCCGCCCCGACCAGUUCUGUAUCCAUCGUGUCAAUGGAAAUACGAUGGCGUUAUUAACUACAGUUGAAUAUAAACCGCCUCAUAAACUGUCUAUUGAAACCCUUCGGGAUGGGCUCCGAUCGAUGAACUUCUAUCACGAGAUUGUCGAACAGGAAACAGUUCCUCCCGAUGGACCGGAGAAGUCGCGUUAUAAUGCGGCUCGGCUUGCAGGAUCAGCAAUUGUGCAGGAAUACCAUGUGAUGAUACAGGAAGGGCUUGAGUACUCAUAUUUAACCACUGGACUUGGGAUUGUGUUCCUGCGGGUACCCGACGAUUGCAGGACUCUGUACUACCAUCUGUGCGAGCCGAAUGUAGAUGUCGACUCUAGUGUUGGAGGCGGUCAAGGGCCUCGGACAGCAAUUGAAAGGGUGCUUUGUCUCUGUCUGAUGAGUUUCCGUUCAGCCCGUCGGGAUCAAACCUGGCGGAAUGCUGCUCAGGCACGGCUACCGACGUGGGAAACCAGCUUCAACCACACACUAUCUCAGCCCGCCAGCUCGGAGAGCGCCAGUUCGGAGAAUUCGCCGUCUGAGUACAGCCCUUCGUCCCCCGAGUCUCCCGAGUCCCUCGUCUCCGAGGGUCGUCGCCCACGCACCCGUUCCACCGGCUGUGCACCUACCAGUGCUGCCCAUCGAGAAGAUUCCCCAGACUCUGACCCUGACCCUGACCCUGCUGCUGCUGAACGGCGAAAACGGGGUCAGCCCCGUCCACAUAACCAUAGAUUCUGUACACAAAAAUGCCUUUUGGGUCUACAACGAGGCGAUGCAUUAGAUGCAAGCUGUCCCAACGUUGAACUUCACCGCGCGGGACAACAACACACCCAUCACCCAAUCCGUGCUCCGGAAUUAGUACAUAGGAUUAAGCAACAGUUGGAUGCGAAUCUAGAUGAAUACUGUACCCCGAUGGGAGGAUGUGGGUCUUAUGGCGCUCCGUUCAAGGUGACGUGCGCUGCGUAUGGCUACACAGUGGUUGGCAAGGGCACCACAACACGGCUCUGGUCCACGGUAUCACAGGAAGCAGAGAUCUAUCGGAUUUUGCAAAGUUUGCAAGGCUCCGCGGUGCCGGUAUUCCUGGGGCCUAUUGAUUUGGCCAUGAUCUACUUCCUGCACGGCGCAGGGCAGAUUCGCCAUAUGCUUUUAAUGGGCUGGGGGGGCGAAAACAUGAGCCACGUGGAGAUAGAUGCGACUAUCCAGCGUGCAAUCUCACGGGCCAAAAGAAAAAUUCUGUCUCUGGGAGUGGUGCAUGAGGAUCUUCGACCUGAGAAUAUUCUGUGGAACGAGGAGCUCCAGCGAGCCCUGAUCAUAGAUUUCCACCGGUGCCACUUGAAUAAUCGACUGAUGCCUGGCAACCCCCGCUCCCGGAAGAGAAGGUCGUCCGAAACCAGCGAGCAGAACAUCAAACGGGUGCGAGGACCGUGA